AUGACAGAACAAAUCAAUGGUAUCAAAAAAAUCAAAGUCGUUUCACCUAUAGUGGAAAUGGACGGAGAUGAAAUGACAAGAAUAAUCUGGCAUUUGAUCAGAUCUAAAUUAAUCCUUCCCUACUUAGACGUCGACUUAAAAUAUUACGACUUAUCUAUCCAAUACCGUGAUGAAACAAACGAUCAAGUCACCAAAGAUUCCGCUCAAGCAACUUUAAAAUACGGAGUAGCGGUAAAAUGUGCCACUAUUACACCUGAUGAAAACCGUGUUAAAGAAUUCGAUUUGAAAAAAAUGUGGAAAUCACCAAAUGGGACCAUUAGGAACGUCCUUGGUGGUACUUUAUUUAGAGAACCUAUCGUGAUUGAUAAUAUUCCUAGAUUAGUCCCAAAUUGGGAAAAACCAAUCAUCAUUGGAAGACAUGCAUUUGGUGAUCAAUAUAAGGCGAAAGAUUUGGUCAUUCCUCAUGAUGGUCAAUUGAAAAUCGUUUUCAAAUCAAAUAAGGGACCUGAUCAAGAUAUUGAUUUGAACGUUUUCCAAUUCCCUGAAUGUGGAGGUGUCGCAAUGAUGAUGUACAAUACAAUUGAAUCCAUUGAAGGGUUCGCUUUAAGUUCUUUCAAAUUGGCUUUGGAAAGGAAAAUGCCAUUGUAUUCAACUACCAAAAAUACUAUUUUAAAAAGAUAUGAUGGGAAAUUCAAAGAUAUUUUUGAAAAUAUGUAUGAAGAACAAUUUAGAGAACAAUUUGAAGAAUUAGGGAUUUGGUAUGAACAUCGUCUAAUUGACGAUAUGGUGGCUCAAAUGUUGAAAUCCAAAGGUGGAUUCAUCAUCGCUAUGAAAAAUUAUGAUGGUGAUGUUCAAUCUGAUAUUGUGGCGCAAGGUUUUGGUUCAUUGGGUUUAAUGACGUCAGUUUUGAUUUCCUCGGAUGGGAAAUCUUUUGAAAGUGAAGCUGCUCAUGGGACUGUUACAAGACAUUAUAGACAACAUCAACAAGGUAAAGAAACUUCUACCAAUUCAAUUGCUUCCAUUUUUGCCUGGUCAAGAGGUAUAAUAAAAAGAGGUCAAGUCGAUGAAACUCCAGAUGUUGUUGAAUUCGGAAACUUACUAGAAAAAGCUACAAUCGAUACUGUAGGAGUCGAUGGAAUUAUGACAAAAGAUUUAGCUUUGACUAUGGGGAAGACUGAUAGAGCAUCCUACGUUACCACAGAAGAAUUUAUCGACGCAGUGGAAAAAAGAUUAAAGAAACAAUUCCAAACUAAAUUUUACUGA
Molecule: messenger RNA, 1263 nt
Organism: Naumovozyma dairenensis CBS 421
Lineage: Eukaryota; Fungi; Ascomycota; Saccharomycetes; Saccharomycetales; Saccharomycetaceae
Gene: IDP2
Product: isocitrate dehydrogenase (NADP(+)) IDP2
Exons: 1
Coding region: 1-1263 (420 amino acids)
Biological process (GO): isocitrate metabolic process
Cellular component (GO): mitochondrion
Molecular function (GO): isocitrate dehydrogenase (NADP+) activity; NAD binding; magnesium ion binding
Source: RefSeq, a predicted model, not a curated record